Messenger RNA from Psylliodes chrysocephalus, 1822 nucleotides. The record is from the annotation of a GenBank genome assembly. NCBI's taxonomy places the organism in Eukaryota, Metazoa, Arthropoda, Insecta, Coleoptera, Chrysomelidae.
AUAAGGUGAAAAAAUAAAUAUUUCAAAUCAAAAAAAUUACAGUGUCUUUUGGACAUAAAAUGGUGUCAUGAUGACGAUGCGGCGUUUUGGUCAUGGAGUAUGAGAAAAUCCCAUUCUUGUGCGGGCGGACACUUCUAAUUAUCUUGGUGUUGGCUAUGACAGGAUCCAAAAGCAAUGGAGCCAUCUGCCCAGCCGCUUGCAGAUGUGAAAAUGACGUCCUAAGAACUUCGUGCGCGUCUGCCUCCCUGGAAUUCGUUCCAAUUCAGCUCAACCCCGAGCUACACGAACUCGACCUGUCUAGAAACAAAAUUGUCCACAUUCACUUCUCUUUCCCUUUUUACGAAGAACUAAUAGUGCUAAAUCUUUCUCAUAACAAGAUCAAGACCUUAGGAAAUUCAAAUUUUCUCUCUCAGAAGAACCUGACUCACUUAGACUUACAAUACAACCAAAUAGAAAACUUGACCAAGGAGUCGUUUAAAGGGUUAAAAGCCUUAAGUCAUUUAGAUGUUAGUAACAAUAGUUUAGAGGUUAUUCAGGAAACAACUUUUCGUGAUCUACAUUCCUUGGUUGUACUAAGAUUAGCUGGUAACAAGUUGGUGCAUUUGGAAGCUGGUUUAUUCAGGUCUGGUAAAAAUUUAAAAGAAAUUUACUUGAACGAUAAUCAGUUUCUUGAGAUACCAACCGAAGCUCUAGCUGAUACUGUCCGUUUGAGGUACUUAUCAUUAUCGAGGAAUUAUAUACGUUAUAUUGAAGAUGGAGCUAUGCCAAAUUUGCCAGAACUUCAUACGUUGCUACUCAACUAUAAUAUAGUAACGGAAAUUCAUUCCGAUGGUUUAUCAACUCUUAUUUCUCUUAUGUAUCUCGAUUUAAGUAAUAAUAAUCUGACAGUUAUGCCAACUGAAUCACUAGCUAAACUUUCCAAUCUUACUACUUUAACGUUAAGUGGGAAUUUCAUUACCGUCCUUCAACCCAUAUCUUUUAGAGGAUUAUUCAAUUUGAAGAUAUUAAAGAUAAAUCGAUUAAUGACAUUGAAACAAAUCGAUGUCAGAACUUUCGUCGAUAACAUCAACCUCGAGAAAAUUAACAUGGACUAUAACUUAGGUAUUAUUAAAUUACCAACUAGGUUGUUUCAUGGAAAUUCUAAGUUAACUUAUGUAUCAGUCAGAUUUAAUGGUCUUCAGAAUCUUGAAGCCAUUCACUUUCCGUUAGACCAGCUGCAUGAACUGCGUUUAGGGGGUAAUCCAUUGCAGUGUAACUGCUCUUUAGGAUGGUUAUGGCAGCUGAUCCAGUCUUACAAAACGAAAAGUAUAAACACGUCCACAAAUACGAAAUCAGAGAAAUUAAUCCCUAAUAUAGAUCUAAUCCUUGACGAGCAUGAUAUUAUCUGUGAAGGUCCAGAAGACUUGCACGGCAAACAUUUAUCUUCUGCUACAAAGCAUCAAAUGGACUGCUCCGUUGGUUGGCUGGCAGCCAUUUCCGUCACCAUUACAGUCAUUUUUAUACUCGUUGUAAUAGGUGGCGUUGUCUAUUGGGCGCCGAAGCGUAGAACCAAAUCUAGCAGGGAAGAAAAACUUCGUAGCAGCCUACCAGAACCGAAUAUUCCUCGGAAAUCUGAUUCGUACGAAGCAGCUCAAAUAGAAAAGUACAUUUUGCAGCCUUCCAUGAUGAUACACAAUGAGUAUAGAACGCUUACCCCUUGGGAUCCUUACGGACCCAGUGUUGUAAAUAUUUACGAGCAAAUUAACGAUAACAGGGAACGUCCUCAUAUUGUUUAUGUCUAAACAGGGGUGUCGCUAUAUUAUUUUUCGAGGGGGCGCGGGAG